AUGCAGAACUCAGCGCGAGAUGCUGGGAUUAUGCCAUCUUGGGGAGCGCUAGGUAGCUCUUCCGUUGCCCGACAGGGUACGCGAUUAAGCAACGGCCAUAGUCUUGCAAGUCGAAGGCGUAACCCAUUGGCGUGUGAGAUGUGUUAUAAGAAGAAAGUCAAAUGCGAAGUUGAAGGCUCCGAUGCGGCCUGUAUUCAAUUUCCUUCUAGAACCAACUACGUUAGAACCCUAGAAGAACGCCUGCGGAAAACUGAAUCUUUACUCCGCGCCGCAGGACUUCUAGACGACGAAGAUAUCAGUCAACUUGACUCCGGUGGUGAAUAUGGCAACGAAAAUUUUGAGGAUGAAAGUGAUAGUGAUCAUGGGGGGGACGAGCCUUGUGGUUCGAGGAGCCGUGAUUCCGGGAUGCUAAUAUCGAAAGACUCAAUACAUGUUGCAAACGAAGAGUCGAGCAUCACGUCCGGUGCAGAUCUGUUGAGUAAAUCUGCCGGACAGGGCCAGAAGCUACCUUGGGAUAGUACUCUACACCAGCCACCCCUCUUCCGCUAUGACCCUCGAGAAGACUCUCGAUACUAUGGACGAUCUUCAUUCCUGUCCAUACUAUCUCGGGAUGGGAUCGAGUGGAUCAAGAGCAAGACAGGAGACUCUAAGUUUCUUACUUUGCUACUCGAGGACAAAAAUCAUGACAGCCCCUGGGAUCACUGGCGGCCAGAUGUAUUUCAUGACGUGUUCUCGUCUACGGUCUUUAAGCCUUUGCCUCCGAGGGCGGAAGUCUUUUCCUUAUUGAAGGAUUAUUUUCGCACAGUGAACCGGUUAUUUCCACUGUACCAUGAGGCGACGUUUAUGCAGUUGGUUGAAUGGCAAUAUACGCAACAGACGUGUGAUGAUGCUGCCCGUUGGGCCAGCAUCAAUAUCAUCCUCUCUUUAGCUUACGAAUAUCGAUUUUCCAACUGCCAGAAGUCAGAAAAAGACAGGGAGAAAGCCUGGCUUUAUUACAAAAAUGCUAUGUCAGUCUUUGCGGAGUUGACAUUGCGGAGGACCGAUAUCUUGAGUGUGCAGGCCCUUAUUGGCAUGGCAUUAUUUCUCCGAGGAAAUUCGGGUACUCAGUCAGCAUCGCCUAUCAUAACCGCAGCCAUACGGUCGUGUCAACGAAUGGGACUCCAUCGUGACGUUCCCAGACCCCAUCUUUCUCAGGCCGAGCAAGAACAGAGGAAGAGGGUAUUCUGGAUUGCCUAUAUCCUUGAUCAGAGCGCAUGCAUACGGACGGGGAGUUCGCCCACCCAGCAUCCAGACGAUCUUGAUAUUGGUUUUCCUGAGGUCGAUACCGACGAUGAAUUUACAAUGAACGGCAAUGCUUCUUUUUUCCGCCAACUUUGUCAUAUGACGCUCAUAAGGAGCCGGAUAUAUGGCAAGCUUUAUGCUGUCAAGGCUCUGCAGAAGAUGUCCCCCAAAGAAAUCUACGAUAUUGUACGUGAGCUCCGGGGGGAACUUGAGGAAUGGCAUAAUGCAAGCCCUUUCACCCAACAAGUGAAGCCGAGAGGAGCAGGCGAGGAUUUCCUCGUGGGAUUUGCCACUGCUGGCUUGCAGUUUGGCUAUUUUAAUUCUAUGAUCAUGAUUCAUCGUCUGCCAUUGACUAUUCAUUUUGCCUAUAUGCGCCAUUCCACAAUCAACGUGAAGUGGGACGUUGAUCACAAAACUAUCUUCAACGAGUCGACGAAGGCGAGCGCAAUCUGCGUUCAGGCUGCCCGGGACACAUUGAAGCUUGUGAAUAACCUUCCAUGGGGAGACAUAGCAUGGAUCUGGUCUCUGUUGUAUUACAUUUUCCUGGCAGUUACCAUACUAUUCACUUAUAUACUCCGCGACAGUCAGCACCCCAACGCCAGAGAAGAUUUACAGCAUCUCAGCAUGGCAGCAACCUUCUUCGCAACACUCAUACCCGGCGACGGCCCCUGCAACUACGCCAAGUUCAUGACUAAGAUGUGUUCCAACUUCGAGCGAGUAGCCUGGACAGUCGUUGAGCGCGAACAAAAGGCGCUCAAUUCAAGCGAUAGACAUCACCAACCUGUUGCGCCAUCUGUGACCACCCCAGGACAGAAUGAAAGAAAUUCUUCAUCCAAGGAGCAGGCAGCCUGUUCCCCUUGUGCCGGCAACGUUGACAUUCCUCAACUCGAAGGCCUCCCACGCAUCAACUCGUCGGGCUAUGUUGUUCCUGAGAGCCCUAGCGCUGCCUCAGAAGACGCCCCCACUGGGGACCAACCUACUGUGAACGGCUCCCUCUUAGGUGGGUUCUCAGUGAGCCAGCCACAUGAAAGCAUAAGUGCAACCAUCCAGCAGAGCUACCCCCAUCCAAUGGACGAUACUUUUCCGGUCUCUAUGGCGGACAACAUACACCAGCCAGAACUGUGGCAAAUUCCAAUGGCGGCUGACUGGGAAUUUGGCAGUCAGUUCCUGAGCCUUUUCGGUCCACAAUUCUUUGCUCAAGGGGGUAGCGAUGUCAUGUCGGCAAUGGCCGGGAUGGCAGCACCACCAAUGCCUUCGGCGCCAAUGAACAUGGGGUUCGACUACGAGAAUUCCGAUAAUGUGGAGAGCUAUCCUGCAUGGAUGCCCCGGGGAUUCAUGAACCUCUUCUAA
Messenger RNA from Aspergillus bombycis, 2631 nucleotides. Its product is annotated as transcription factor domain-containing protein. Lineage: Eukaryota; Fungi; Ascomycota; Eurotiomycetes; Eurotiales; Aspergillaceae. Gene Ontology annotation, molecular function: DNA binding; zinc ion binding. Gene Ontology annotation, biological process: DNA-templated transcription. The record is from RefSeq and is a predicted model, not a curated record. The coding region runs from base 1 to 2631 and encodes 876 amino acids. The transcript is spliced from 6 exons.